Molecule: messenger RNA, 2340 nt
Organism: Alligator sinensis (Chinese alligator)
Lineage: Eukaryota; Metazoa; Chordata; Crocodylia; Alligatoridae
Product: apoptosis-associated speck-like protein containing a CARD
Exons: 4
Coding region: 299-877 (192 amino acids)
Biological process (GO): inflammatory response; regulation of apoptotic process; innate immune response
Source: RefSeq, a predicted model, not a curated record
UUGCAUUUCUCUUUAGCCCCUCUCUGGGGAUGUGGAUCUGGAGUGACUCCAAUCCAGUGAGUGGGAAAAGAGUCAGAGCCUGGGGACACCAACAGAAAUCCAGAGCGUCCAGAAGAGCUGCCAGAUGCAUUCGAGGCUCUGUUUCUUUCUCUGUCAGAGCGAGGGGCGUGGAGAAGAAAGGAGGAAGUAACGGAGGGAGCAUUUGAAAUCUGUUUCCUGGAAAGGGCUUGGCCCUGUUUGUGAAGCAGCUCCCGGGCAUUUUUUUUUCUGGUGCAGAUAGGCCGUCCGAGCUGGUGGCAUGGCGAACGUGCGGGAUGCCCUGAUCGCUGCCCUGGAUGACCUCGAAGAUGCCAAGUUCAGGGAGUUCAAGUUCAAACUCAAGGGGUUCCCGGUGAAGUCCGGGUACAACAGAAUCCCCUGGGGCCAGCUGGAAAGAGCCGACCGGCUGGACCUUACGGACAAGCUCAUCAGUUUUUACCAGGAGGACUAUGCCCAGGAGGUGACCCUUGGGGUGCUGAGAGGCAUCAACAUGAACAACGUGGCCAGUGACUUUGCUGCCGCAUGUGGCAGCAGCAAUCAGCUUCCAGGACCACCCGCUAAUGCCACGGCGAGCCGGGCAGGGGAGCAUUUCAUCGAUAGGCACCGGAAAAGCCUGAUUGACCGGGUCACCACUGUGAGCCCCAUCCUAGAUGAGCUGCAUGGGGACGUCCUCCAGCCUGAGCAGUACGAUACUAUUCGGAGCCAGCGCACUUCACAGGAGAAGAUGCGCAGCCUCUACGACUGCGUCCGGGGCUGGAACGUGGCCUGCAAGGAUAAAUUCUACGCGGCGUUGAAAAAGCACGAGCAGCAUCUCGUUGCAGAUCUGGAGGGAAAUUAAUGCAACUUCAAUAUUUUCUCAUGUACAACAUGCAUCUUCCCCCCCUCAAAGUGUCCCCCCACCCCGUGUCAAAAUUGAGGUGUGCCCUAGGCUGAUUUGUCCACCCCGAUUUGAUUCCUGCUCUACUGUGGCCGUACUACUCAGGCAAUGAUUUAAUGACAUGCCAUCAUAUCUCCGUUAACAAUCAUGUCUCCUUUUUUUAACCUUCUUGAGGUUCCACUAAUCAAGGGAGUAUUUCCUCGGGCAUUUUUGCUGUCUGCAAGCUGCUCUGUUUUGUGGCCGCCUUUUCAACACUGUAUAUGCAUCCACGGAGACCAGACUUCAGCAGCAGCUUGCAUUUCAGCUGGAUUUCAGCAGGGAAGGGAGGGUGAGUCAGCUGACGAUUGAAUUUGGCAGGGGGGAAUAUGUUUUCAUCAUUCUGCCUCAAAACCAUGAUGCGUGUCGGAGGCAUGUUGCAUGUGAGAAAGUAGGGCUGAUGAUGCGGCUCUGUUUCCAAGGGGCCCCAAAACGUUGCUGGACACUGCCUUAAUUACUCUUUCAUUAUCGUUCCACCACCUUCUUCCUCUACCUGGCUUCUACAGCAGACGCCUUGCAUAGGAGAGAAAGAGGGGACCGUUUUGGUGAGUCCCAUCGAACGAGAGGCUGCAAGGAGACGUAGCAAUAACAGCAGUACCCUAUUCUCUCACCCCCUUUUUUCCACCCCACCAGCAGCUUGAUUUUCAAUAGUGCCUGUUCUACAUGUGAAAUAUGGUAUGAGCAGGCUCCACCGAGAAUCACAUCAGCAGGGAGCAGCUCCUUCGUGGCUGCAACUCAACAAGGUGCUGCUUAUGCGUCAGGGGUGCAUCAUAUGCGAGAAGAUAUGGUAAUCCCUAUGUCUGGGGAGCUCCUCCCCAGAAGCAGCUGCACUCAAGUGCUUGGCAAAUGAUCCAAUCCCGGGUGGGGGUGGAGCUCUCUGAUGUAGACUCAGGGCCCCUGGGCCCUGGGGUCAUAGCACUGCCCCUCCCACCCUCCCUGCACUGGGAUUGGGUUCCAGGGGCCCAGCAAUGCUCCCACCCCCGACUUCAGAUGUCUCCUCAGCACUGCAUCUUGUCCCGGUCCAGAAGAUCUCAUUAAAACACGGGUGUCCAACUGUAAUACAGCGCCGUGGGCCGGAUCCAGCCAUAUCUUCGAUACUCCAGCCUUAAAGUAUCCCCUCACUGCGGAUGUCUCUGCUAAAGCCAUUUCUGUUUCUGCCCUUUCAGUAAGCUUUGAUCUCUCCCUGGCUCCUUUCCUCUCCACCUGCCAAAAAAGCCCUCCUCACGGAUCCACGAUUUACUUUUCCUUCAAGCCCACUAUUUCCUCCCAGGUUGGUCCCAUCAAAGACAUCAGCCUUGUGGAUCCUUUCCCCCUGCUGUAUCUUCUUAGAGCUAUAUUUUUUUAUCAUGGUCUAUAUGUGGUGCUGUGUCCCAGCAUUAAUAAAAGCA